Messenger RNA from Aureococcus anophagefferens, 360 nucleotides. RefSeq lists its product as hypothetical. Gene Ontology annotation, molecular function: calcium ion binding. The record is from RefSeq and is a predicted model, not a curated record. Lineage: Eukaryota; Pelagophyceae; Pelagomonadales; Pelagomonadaceae. The transcript has a single exon. The annotation marks the transcript as partial.
AAGGUGUUCGAUGCGGAUGGCAACGGCGUCGUCGACUUCGUCGAGUUCGCGACGGGCCUGGCGCGCAUCGUCUCCGUGAAGGCGUCGCACUCGGGGCCGGACCCGGACGAGAACGAGAACAUUUUGGAGUUCAUCUUCAGCCUCUUCGACAAGAACGGCGACGGCGUCGUGGAGCUCUGGGAGAUCUGCGAGCUCGUCGAGACGGCGCACGACGACCUCAUCGACCUGCACCGCUACGCGUGCGAGAAGACGAAGAGCCUGGACGUCGACGGCGACGGCGAGGUCUCGGACGCGGAGUUCAUCCAGUCCAUCCAGCGGGACAAGGUCUACCGGGACUUGCUGUGGUCCUCGUUGCCGCCC